CGAGCGAGUGCAAACACGCACGGGUUCUUGUUUAUCUCGCGUGAAAUCCCCAAUGGCCACAUACAACAAUCCCCACUGGCUUCUGUGUCACAUCAGGAACUCCUUCAUCUCCACGGAUGACACGGGCAUGUGCGAGGCGGUGAUGGUGAGCGAGGACCUGCCCAGCCAGUACGCCCAGGUGCACUCGAGGCGCCCGGAAGCGGGGCAGAACGGGCUGGAGGAGGGCCAGGACUUCGUGUGCUACCCGGGCCUGGACCAGAGCGACGACGAGGACGGGGACCUGCUGUCGCAGUCGUACGACAUUCACGCCGACACGGACAUCGGGCUGCACUGGCAGCGCACCAACACAGCCCAGAAUCUCGAGCGGAUGGAGCUGGCGCGCCGCAAGGCGUCCAAGAUCCGCCACGUGAAGUGCGACGACGGCCUGGUGAGCCUCUCGGACGCCGACCGCGAGGCGCUGUUCGUGCGGCGGGACGUGCAGCCGGCGCGGCCCGUGGCGUCGCUGCUCAGCGCCAAGCUGCUGCACUGCCCCAAGCAGACUCAGAACAAAUUCCUCGAAUACGCGCGAUUCGACGGCACUGCCCAGACGGGGGUGUCCACGCGCACCCUCAAGAUUUUCCUCAUGAUGCUGCCGGAGAAACAGCGCAAUUACCCAAUCCAGGUCUGCGUGCUGUCCACUGCCAAGAUCCACGAGUUCAUCGGCCUGAUCUGCUACAAGUGCUCCAUCGCCAACCCGGACGUGGCGCUCAAGUCCGUGCGCAACUACGGGCUGUACAUCACGGAGGAGGACGGCGAGGUGGACUCGGACUUCCCGCCGCUGGACGGCCGCGAGCCCUGCUCCAAGUUCUGCUUCAGCCACCUGGCGCUGAUCGAGCGGCGCGCCGCGCGCGCGGAGCAGCGCACCAUGUCCGUGACGUCGGAGGUGGACGCCGCCGGCGCGCCGCCCGAGGAGCCUAAGGCGACCAGCGCGCAGCAGAGCGAGGACAUGGCUCGCAUGCUGGGCCACACCACGAUGAUGGAGGCGCCCAUGUACCGCUCCUACCGGCUGCACAUGCUGCAGGUGCCCUUCUUCCGCACCGAGAUCCAGCUGGGCAUCAGUGGCGAGAAGGUGGAGAUCGAUCCGGUGCAGCAGAAGAACACCAAGUUCUGGACGAAGCAGCGCGCCAUCAGCCACGCCAUGAACAGCGUGGCGCUGUGCGAGAUCGUGGAGCGCAAGCCCUAUCGCGCGAUCUUCCGCAUCGUGUACCGCGUGCCGCGGCCGGGCGCCGACGAGGCGCCGCUGUCCUUCAGCGAGUUCGGCGCUGCGGCGUCGCCGGGCGGCGGCGCGUCCACCUUCAAGCACUACAACUUCGAGACGGACCCCGACACGGCGCAGGAGAUCGUGGAGAAGAUCCGCAACAUCCUGGAGGUGCGCAGCAGUGCCACGCGGCGUGAGUUCCUCAGCUUCCGCGAGCGGCGGCGCGGCGGCCACGGCAAGAAGUCCUUCUCACUCAUUUAACCCAUCAGCGCAACAGACUUCCGCACACAGCCAACCCAACCAGAAAGUGUUCCCGGAGAGUGACUCGCUCCUUUACGUUCUUACCUGCAAUUUCUCAACCACCAGCAAAACAGCUCUUUUAGUUUUUUUUUUACCUUAAGUCCAUCCCUAGGACGGAGUUUUUUUACACGACUGUACGAGACGUUGAAUGAGUUCCCUUUGCCCUUUCGUAUGUUGACGCGUUAAUCUUGAUUGUGAUAUAUGAAAGUGAAAUCUUUACUACUUGUGUAAAUAUGUUGCAGAGUGAAUAAAAUGAACU
Phlebotomus argentipes is the source of this 1796-nucleotide messenger RNA. RefSeq names its product stress-activated map kinase-interacting protein 1 (gene Sin1). Gene Ontology annotation, biological process: TORC2 signaling. Lineage: Eukaryota; Metazoa; Arthropoda; Insecta; Diptera; Psychodidae. Bases 53 to 1498 code for a protein of 481 amino acids. Gene Ontology annotation, molecular function: phosphatidylinositol-4,5-bisphosphate binding. The transcript has 2 exons. Gene Ontology annotation, cellular component: plasma membrane; TORC2 complex; cytoplasm. The record is from RefSeq and is a predicted model, not a curated record.